AUGGAAAACACUCAAUCUGUAAUUGUUUCGUUAAGAGAAUUGAAUGCUAAACUCUUAGCUGAGAUGACUGAACUUGAAAAGGAAAAUGCUAAGAUUCUUGAAUUAAAAAAGGAGAAUGCUGAUGUUAAAGCUGAGAAUACGAAAUUGAAGCAAAUUAUGGGAAGAAAGCACAAUUUCGAGAAAUAUAAACAACAAACUCAAGUUAUUACUUCUACUGGAGAUAUCUCAUCUAAUUCGCCACCUAUCGAAGAUAACUAA
Messenger RNA from Diversispora eburnea, 258 nucleotides. NCBI's taxonomy places the organism in Eukaryota, Fungi, Glomeromycota, Glomeromycetes, Diversisporales, Diversisporaceae. The record is from the annotation of a GenBank genome assembly.